Molecule: messenger RNA, 3265 nt
Organism: Owenia fusiformis
Lineage: Eukaryota; Metazoa; Annelida; Polychaeta; Sabellida; Oweniidae
Source: the annotation of a GenBank genome assembly
CGAGUUGGCCCCUGAUGAACUUUCAGCUAGACCUACAACUCGAUAUCGAGAAAAUAAUAUUGUAUAAUUCACCAUAUUUUACGGCAAAAUCUGGAUUUAAAUGGAUUGCAUUUAAAUUAACAGGUACAUAUGAGGAAUAAGGAUUAUGUUGCUGAUACAAUCGAAGUGAAAUAGAUGGGAUUUUAUGACGAUACAACGUGGAUUUGAGUGAUCUUUUUCACCUAAUUUUUUCAACAUGGAGGUGCCCGAAAUUGAUCCGGAUUUUGAACCCCAGUCUCGUGUAAGAUCAAAUACAUGGCCCCUGAGGCCCGUGACAUUUAUUGACGAAGAACAAGGAGGGAGCAGUCCUUCUGCAAAUGUAGAUUCUGAAGAGAGAGACGUAGUAAAGGCAGAACUUGGAGUUAAUGUAAAUAAAGCGAAGGCAACAUCGAGAAGAAAUGCAUGGGGAAAUUUAUCCUACGCUGACCUCAUUACGAAGGCGAUCCAAUGUUCUCCUGAGCAGAGAUUGACACUAUCACAGAUCUAUGACUGGAUGGUGCAAAAUGUUCCUUACUUUAAAGACAAGGGAGACAGCAAUAGCUCUGCAGGAUGGAAGAACUCCAUACGUCACAACCUGUCCCUUCACAACCGGUUUAUGCGUGUACAGAACGAAGGUACUGGUAAGAGCUCCUGGUGGGUUAUAAAUCCCGAAGCUAAACCUGGUAAAAAUCCCCGUCGAAGAGCGACAUCUAUGGAUACAAAAACGUAUGAAAAGAAACGUGGCCGUGCUAAGAAAAAGGUCGCAGAGCUGCGGGCAGCUUUAGAAGGCUCUCAGAGUCCUAAUUCCACGAUUUCAGAGGCAUAUUCAGAGACUGACUUAUUACCCGAUUCUCCUCUUCACGGCUUCCAACUCAGUCCGGAGUUCCGUCAGCGAACUAGCAGUAACGCUUCUAGCUGUGGAGGACGGCUAUCGCCUAUUCCUUCAUUUGUAGAUUUAGAGGAGAAUCAGGUGCCGCCAAUGUCACCAUUACAAUGGGAUAAUAUGGGAAGCUCGGGAAAUUUAAGCAACAGUGGGGUGUCGUUCAGUACGACACAAGAUCAGUAUGGAACACUGACUGACUCCCUUAGUGAUGGUCUAGCAGAUAUCAUGAAAUUAGAUGGUGGAGUUAGGUUGCAGAAUGAGGGCGGUUUGAUGACUGAUCUCCUAAACAGCCCUCUCACAUCUCAACAGACCCAACAGUUGUUAGCGUCAAACAAUGGAUUCAACACUACAGCAUAUAACAACCUUGGGGCACCUCCCCCUUACCCCCAGCAGCCAUCCCCCACACGUCCACAGCAGAACCUACAACAGAUCAAUGCGGGUCCUUUCUCCCCUGCACAGGCCCAACAGAAUCCUGGGGUGAACUCAAGCCAGAUGAAUUUUCAGUCCCAAUCAGCUCUUCAGGAGCUCUUAUCUGCUCCUGACACCCCACAGAGUUUUAAUCAACAAGACCCUAUCAUGGGACAAGACCCUAUGAUGUCAGUCAGUGAUAGAAAUGGUAGCAGUAACGGUCCCAGCAAUGAUCAAUUCUCCCGCAACAACAGUGCCUUCCAAAACAGAGGAAGUCAGAACCUGAUUGGUGGGAUACAGUCACAACAAGCGCGACUUAGCAACGAGCGUGACUCACUUUUGAGGGCUGCGUUGACACAGCAACAACAGAAGCAGAUUCGACUAGAGCAGGCGCGACAACAGCAACAACAACAGCUGCAACAGCAGCAGCAGUUAAUAAACCUUUCCAAUCAGAAUGCUAUGGAAACCCAAAUGAUUACUGGUAACCAGGGCAACGGAGAUGGGGGUCAAUUAGGGGCAUCUAUAUCACCAAAUCCCAGUUACCCUUCGGACUUGGACCUGAUUGAUUCAAUCAACGCAGGCAUAACGUGCGAUGUUAAUGAAGUAUUACGUCAGACAAUUAAUAUGGACGGAUCAUUAGAUUUCAAUUUCGAUGGUUCGGCCCCAUUGGGGUCGGGAGGCGGCGGUGGCCCUAUGGUGCGUUAAUUAAGCAGGCGUUUAACGCGGUUAGAAACUGCUUCACAUAAUCUAUGAUACCUGGUAUCCCGUCGGGCUUUCUUUAAGCUUAAAAGGGCGUGAUCGAUGAAUUGACUGUCAUGCUGUAUAUAGGCUUCAAAUCUGAGAAGUAAGCGCCAUAUUUAAACUUCGACGAUGGUAUCAAACAUCAAGUGUUCUUCCCGGCUCUGUUAAUAGGUGUAGUGCUACCUAAAUAUGUGAAGAUAAUGCCGGAAUUCGGAAUGAAUAUUAUGCUUCGACAUCGUCAAAUCUUGAUGUGUGGAAAUGUUAUGAGUAAUAACGGAAUUAUUAUCAAAGCAACGUGUUAGGGGAAGGGGCAUCAUUGGAUGUUUUCAAACAAAGUUAAACAUCUCGCAACGUGCAAUCCAGCAUAAAAUCAGCUCAGGUCCCUUAUGGGAAAUGAAUUCAUUGAAGUAAGAAAAAAACAAAUGAACAAUGAAUCCAAUAUAAGUAUAAUUUUUGAGUGCAUUAGAUAGAUAUAAUGGAGUAUAGUUACAACUUAGAAGAAACACAGGUAGGAGAAAAGGAAACGGUUGCCAUUUUGUAUGAUAAUGUCUUCGCUGUUGUAAAACUCACCCAAUGUGUAAAUGAAAUACGUAAUCAGAUCAACUCUAAUCAGGUGAUAUCUUUGUUGCAAAUGCAAAUAGUCUGAAUUAUUUUGUGAUAAUAUUAAGUGGGAAAUAACAUGAGGAUAGGUUGAAUGGAUAUACAACUGCCAAGAAGAAAUGCAGAUGAAAGUAUGUACAGACUUAAUGAAAUUUCAAACAACCCGAAAUUGCCUUAAAUAACCUGAAAUUGUCUACAACCUGAAAUCAUGUACAACCUGAAACUGUUUACAACUUGAAAUUGUGUAUGACUUCAAACUGCAUACAACCUGAAAUUGCAUACAACCUUUAAUUGCCUACAACCUUUAAUUGCCUGAAAUUGAAUAUAGCUUGAACAAACUUCUACUCACAUAUAUAUGGAACUUAACCAAACACCUCAAAAUCUCAUGUAAAAAGUGGAAAUGUGUAUAUAGGCAUUGAAAUGUGACGUGCUGUACCUCUGAGAUGUUAUGUGAUGAAGAUAUAGCUAGAUUAUCAUUGUAAGAUUAUUUGUAAAAUCUCCAUUAUUUUCUAAAUGUAAUGGAGGCCUACAAGGGUCGAUCAAAAAGUUUCUUACCGUUGGCUCUAGAUUUUAUAAUAAAACUUUUUGAUCGACCCUUGUAUAUAGGUAUUGCUU